CUUGAUUCUCUAAUUAGAAAGAGAUUAGCUAAAGCUAUUCGAACCGCUAUUGCGAAGCUACCUACGGGAAUAAAUAUAUAUGAUUAUAUAUAUAAUGACGUAAUGGGCCGUAUCGAAGGGCAACUACAAGAUCAAGAAGAGCUAGCAAAACAAGUCCUAUCCUGGAUUAUGUGUGCAAAGAGACCAUUGACUAUAACGGAACUCCAAUAUGCCCUUGCUAUAGAGGUUAGCGACUCUAAGCUCGACGAAGAGAAUCUACCACAACUUGAAGACAUAGUCUCUGUAUGUACUGGGUUAGUUACAAUCGAUGAGGAAAGCGGGAUUAUUCGAUUAGUCCACUAUAUAACGCAGGAAUACUUCGAGCGAAUACAAAGGCAAUGGUUUCCUGAUGCGCAAAUUAAUAUUACGACAAUGUAUGUUACGUACCUCUCAUUUAACGAGUUCGAGAGUGGAAUCUGCCCAAAUGAUAAAGAGUUCGAACAACGGCUUUAA
Hyaloscypha bicolor E is the source of this 492-nucleotide messenger RNA. Its product is annotated as ankyrin repeat protein. Lineage: Eukaryota; Fungi; Ascomycota; Leotiomycetes; Helotiales; Hyaloscyphaceae. The transcript has a single exon. The record is from RefSeq and is a predicted model, not a curated record. The annotation marks the transcript as partial.